UUUUUUUAAAUUAGUGAUUGAUGGGGCAGGGUCCAGCUCAUUGUGGGCAGAGCCAUCCCUGGGCUGGUGGUUCUGGUUCUAUAGGAAAGCUGGGCUGAGCAAGCCACAGUAAGUAAGCAGCACCCCUCCAUGGUCUGCGCACCAGCUACUACCCUCAGGUUCCUGUCCUGUGUGAGUUCCUGCCUUGGCUUCCUUGGCUAAGCUAAUGAACAGUGAUGUGGAAGUUUAACCUAAACCCUUCCCUCCCCAAGCUGCUUUGGUCAUGGUGUUUCACCACAGCAACAGUAACCCUAAGACCACGACGAGCAUUUGUCAUUAGAAUUUUUUCAUUAACACAAGAAUAAGAUUUUGAUGAUUAGCAUUCUUCAUUAAACAUGUUUAAUAUAAAAAAGCUGCUUUUUUUUUUUUUUUUUGGUUCUUUUUUUUCGGAGCUGGGGACCGAACCCAGGGCCUUGCGCUUCCUAGGCAAGCGCUCUACCACUGAGCUAAAUCCCCAGCCCCAAAAAGCUGCUUUUUUAAUCACUGAGGAUCAAGACCAGGAAAAUGUGCAGAUAAACUCUCUCGACCUUUGAACUAUAACCCUAGUGUACAGGUGUAUUUAUUAUUAUUGGUUUGUGUGUCCGUAUCUGUGUAAUGUGUCUAUAGUAUGUAUGUGUGUGUGAUAAGUGCUUUACAAUGAGUCACAAGCUCAGCCUUAUGCCUCGUGCUCUCCCCUUCCCCCUGACCCCCAAAAACGGUCACCUGAUUUUUACCCAACAGUGUCUCGUCUCAAGAUAGAAAGAACAAUCCAACAACAGUGUUUCUCAAACUUUAUUUUCUCAGGAUCACUUUAAAUGCCUUAAAACUAUUGGGCCCCUCCCCAAGAAUCUUUUGCAUAUAUGGUUUCUAUCGAUAUUUACUGAUUAUAAUUUAAGAUGGAGAAAAUUUUUAAUUAGCUUAAAAGUUUCUAUGCAGGGCUUCAUGUAACCCAACAAGUUCCGCUCUUUGUUGUUUUGGGUCAGGGCCUCAUUCUCAGCUAGACUGAUCCGGACCUAUAUAGUUCUGCUGCUUCCAACUUGGAACAACCCUCAUAUCUCAGCCUCUCCAACGCUAGCUAGCGUUGCAGUUGUAAACCAGCCAUGCCCGCUUUACAAGCAUUUAAACAGCAUAACAUUUUAUACAUUCCUUUUCUAUUUUUGAGAUGGGGUCUCACCAUGUAGUUCCCGAGUAGACUAGGCUGGCCUUGAAUUCAGAGAUCCACCUGCCUCUGCUUUUGGAGUGCUUAAAGGUAUGUGCCAUUAUACCAGGCACAAACAACAUUUAAAAUGAAAAUUAACUCUGUAAACAAAUAUUAUCCAAAAUGUUAGAAUGGUUAAUUUUCACAAAUUUCUUAAGUUGCAAUUUAAUAGAAAAUGGGUGUGUUGUAGUUCUGCCUCUAUCUAUAGUCAGUCAUGUGUCGUUUUGGCUGGAGUAUGCGAAGAAAAUUUGACCUUACAGAUCUCUUUAAAAAAACAAAAACCAAAAAACAACAAAAACAACUACCAUGGCAGACGAGAUGGUGGAGAACCAACCUCCUCAAAUUGUCCUUUGACCUCCAAACAUGAAUCGUGGCACACACACACACACACACACACACACACACACACACGUAUACACACACGUCACUAAAAUUUAAAAAAAAUUUUUUUUUAAAUUUAAAAAGGAGCCAGGUGGCUGACAUCUGUCACUUGGAAUGCCUAUGUGGGAGAAAUGUGUGGAAUUGGAGGCUAUUAUUCGGUUCGUAAAAACCAAACCAAACCAACCAAACAACAACAAAAAAAUAAACCCAAGAACAUAUGACACUAAAUUAGCUCUUUAUCACCUUUGUCCUCCAACCCUGGUCUUAGCCUUGGAGGCUUUCUCCUGGCUCAGAGCUAUGCCUUCGCACAAUGCAUAGUUGCACAAAUGCAAAAAUUGUAGUCUGUGGCAGCGUUUUCCCCUCGAUGUUUCCGUAUAUCUAUACCUUGUUCUUUUCAGGCGGAAUUCCGUAACGGGGUUGUAUUCAGUUUGUCUUCCCUUACGGAUAAAUGGAUUAGGUUUCUGGGUUUUGUCAUCUCACCACGCCUACCCCGGGGUUAAGGGAUAAAGACAGAGCAGUGAGGACUUCCCUCAGGGAUCAGCCCCGGGAAAGCAGGACUACCCAUCAGGGGCGGAAACCUCCGGCUUGGCAGGUUGGAAGCCUGCUUCCGGGAAGCCGACCGGAAGCCGCUCAGGGUGCUGCGACAAACCUGACUUCAGGGGCCGUCGUAAAAGUGUCGUCUCUGGCGCGUCGGGUCGGCCACAGGUUUCCGCUAGCUGGCAGCCUGGGAUCGGGAACUGCGGGCGUUCGUUUCCCUUAAGAUGGCGGACGAAGAGAUGGACGGCGCCGAGAGGAUGGACGUCAGCCCGGAGCCUCCCCUGGCCCCUCAGCCGCCCGCAUCCUGGUGGGAUCAGCAAGGUGAUUUUUAUACUGCUUUCUUACAUCAUUUGGCAAAAUUAGUGCCAGAAAUUUAUUUUGCUGAGAUGGACCCAGAUUUGGAAAAGCAAGAAGAGAAUGUACAAAUGUCAAUAUUCACUCCUUUGGAAUGGUACUUAUUUGGAGAGGAUCCAGACGUUUGCUUAGAGAGAUUAAAGCACAGUGCAGCAUUUCAGUUGUGCGGGAAGGUUUUCAAAAGUGGAGAAACAACAUAUUCCUGUAGGGAUUGUGCAAUUGAUCCAACGUGUGUGCUCUGUAUGGACUGCUUCCAGAGUAGUGUUCAUAAAAACCAUCGUUACAAGAUGCAUACUUCUACUGGAGGAGGCUUCUGUGACUGUGGAGACACAGAAGCGUGGAAAACUGGUCCCUUUUGUAUGGAUCACGAACCUGGAAGAGCAGGUACUACAAAAGAGACCUUGCAUUGCCCACUGAAUGAAGAGGUAAUUGCUCAAGCCAGGAGAAUAUUCCCUUCAGUGAUAAAGUACAUUGUAGAAAUGACUAUAUGGGAAGAGGAAAAGGAACUGCCUCCUGAACUGCAGAGAAGGGAGAAAAAUGAAAGAUAUUACUGUGUCCUUUUCAACGAUGAGCACCAUUCAUAUGAUCAUGUGAUAUACAGUCUGCAAAGAGCUCUUGACUGUGAGCUUGCAGAGGCACAGUUGCACACAACUGCCAUAGACAAAGAGAGUCACUCAGAGAACGUCUCUCAGCACCCCCUCCAUGUGGAAGUGCUGCAUUCCGUGGUUAUGGCCCACCAGAAAUUUGCUCUGCGCCUUGGAUCCUGGAUGAACAAAAUUAUGAGCUAUUCAAGUGACUUUAGGCAGAUCUUCUGCCAAGCCUGCCUCAUAGAGGAGCCUGGCUCUGAACAUCCCUGUCUUAUAAGCAGACUAAUGCUUUGGGAUGCAAAACUUUAUAAAGGUGCCCGUAAGAUCCUUCACGAAUUGAUCUUUAGUAGUUUUUUUAUGGAGAUGGAAUACAAAAAACUCUUUGCUAUGGAAUUUGUGAAGUAUUAUAAACAACUACAGAAAGAGUACAUCAGUGACGACCACGAGAGAAGCAUCUCUAUAACCGCACUGUCCGUUCAGGUGUUCACUGUCCCCACCUUGGCCCGACAUCUUAUUGAAGAGCAGAAUGUUAUUUCUGUCAUUACUGAAACUCUGCUGGAAGUUCUACCUGAGUACUUGGACAGGAACAAUAAGUUCAACUUCCAGGGCUAUAGCCAGGACAAGCUGGGAAGAGUGUACGCGGUGAUCUGUGACCUGAAGUACAUCCUGAUUAGCAAGCCUCUCGUAUGGACAGAAAGACUAAGAGCACAGUUCCUGGAAGGGUUCCGGUCUUUUCUGAAGAUUCUCACCUGUAUGCAGGGAAUGGAAGAAAUCAGAAGACAAGUUGGACAGCACAUUGAAGUAGACCCUGACUGGGAGGCUGCCAUCGCUAUACAGAUGCAACUAAAGAAUAUUUUGCUCAUGUUCCAAGAGUGGUGUGCUUGUGAUGAAGAUCUCUUACUAGUGGCUUAUAAAGAAUGUCACAAAGCUGUAAUGAGGUGCAGCACAAAUUUCAUGUCUAGUACCAAGACAGUAGUACAACUGUGUGGUCAUAGUUUGGAAACUAAAUCCUACAAAGUGUCUGAGGACCUUGUCAGCAUACAUCUACCACUCUCUAGAACUCUCGCUGGUCUUCAUGUACGUUUAAGCAGACUAGGUGCUGUUUCAAGACUGCAUGAAUUUGUGCCUUUUGAUGGCUUUCAAGUAGAGGUCCUAGUAGAGUACCCUUUGCGCUGCCUGGUGCUGGUUGCUCAGGUUGUUGCCGAGAUGUGGCGAAGAAACGGGCUCUCCCUCAUUAGCCAGGUUUUCUAUUAUCAAGAUGUUAAAUGCAGGGAAGAAAUGUAUGAUAAAGAUAUCAUCAUGCUUCAGAUUGGAGCGUCUAUAAUGGAUCCCAACAAGUUCUUGUUACUGGUACUUCAGAGGUAUGAACUUGCUGAUGCUUUUAACAAGACCAUAUCCACAAAAGACCAGGAUUUGAUUAAACAGUAUAACACAUUAAUAGAAGAAAUGCUUCAGGUCCUCAUCUAUAUUGUGGGAGAACGUUAUGUACCCGGAGUGGGAAACGUGACCAAAGAGGAGGUUAUAAUGAGAGAGAUCACUCACUUACUUUGCAUUGAGCCCAUGCCACACAGUGCCAUUGCCAGAAACCUACCGGAGAAUGAAAAUAACGAAACUGGCUUAGAGAAUGUCAUAAACAAAGUGGCCACAUUUAAGAAACCGGGUGUGUCGGGCCAUGGUGUUUAUGAAUUGAAAGACGAAUCACUGAAAGACUUCAAUAUGUACUUUUACCAUUAUUCUAAAACACAGCAUAGCAAGGCUGAACAUAUGCAGAAGAAGAGGAGAAAACAAGAAAAUAAAGAUGAAGCCUUGCCACCGCCACCUCCUCCUGAGUUCUGUCCCGCUUUCAGCAAAGUAACUGACCUUCUCAACUGUGAUAUUAUGAUGCACAUUCUCAGGACCAUCUUCGAGCGGGCAGUGGACCCCGAGUCUAAUCUGUGGACAGAAGGGAUGCUCCAAAUGGCCUUCCAUAUAUUGGCGCUGGGCUUGCUGGAGGAGAAGCAGCAGCUUCAGAAAGCUCCUGAAGAAGAAGUGGCUUUCGACUUUUACCAUAAGGCUUCAAGAUUGGGAAGUUCAGCAAUGAAUGCUCAGAAUAUACAAAUGCUUUUGGAAAAACUCAAAGGAAUCCCCCAAUUAGAAGGCCAGAAGGACAUGAUAACAUGGAUUCUCCAGAUGUUUGACACAGUGAAGCGAUUAAGAGAAAAAUCUUGUUUAGUUGUGGCAAGCACUUCAGGAUUGGAGUCCAUUAAAAGUGAGGAGAUUACUCAUGAUAAAGAAAAAGCAGAACGGAAGAGAAAAGCUGAAGCUGCUAGGCUACAUCGCCAGAAGAUCAUGGCCCAGAUGUCUGCCUUACAGAAAAACUUCAUUGAAACUCACAAACUCAUGUAUGACAAUACAUCAGAAAUAACAGGGAAGGAAGACUCCAUUAUGGAAGAAGAAAGCCCCUCAGCAGUCAGUGAGUGCUCUCGAAUUGCUCUGGGCCCUAAACGGGGCCCAGCUCUUACAGAAAAGGAGGUGCUGACGUGCAUCCUCUGCCAAGAAGAACAAGAGGUGAAACUAGAAAACAACGCCAUGGUGUUGUCCGCCUGUGUGCAGAAAUCCACCGCCCUAACCCAGCACAGGGGGAAGCCUGCGGGCCUCUUAGGGGAAUCACUGGACCCUCUUUUCAUGGAUCCAGACCUGGCACAUGGCACUUACGCAGGAAGCUGUGGUCAUGUAAUGCAUGCAGUGUGCUGGCAGAAGUAUUUUGAAGCAGUGCAGCUGAGCUCUCAGCAGCGCAUUCACGUCGACCUGUUUGACUUGGAGAGUGGAGAGUACCUGUGCCCUCUCUGCAAGUCUCUCUGCAAUACCGUCAUCCCCAUCAUUCCUUUGCAGCCACAGAAGAUCAACAGUGAGAAUGCAGAGGCUCUUUCUCAACUUUUGACCUUGGCACGGUGGAUACAGACUGUCCUUGCAAGAAUAUCAGGUUAUAAUAUGAAACACGCUAAAGGAGAAGCUCCAGCAGUUCCUGUCCUGUUUAAUCAAGGAAUGGGGGAUUCUACUUUUGAGUUUCAUUCCAUCCUGAGUUUUGGAGUUCAGUCUUCGGUGAAAUACUCAAAUAGUAUCAAGGAAAUGGUCAUUCUCUUUGCCACAACAAUUUACAGAAUCGGCCUGAAAGUGCCUCCUGAUGAAUUAGACCCACGAGUACCCAUGAUGACCUGGAGCACGUGUGCUUUCACCAUCCAGGCAAUUGAAAACCUUUUGGGAGAUGAAGGAAAACCUCUAUUUGGAGCACUUCAAAAUAGACAGCAUAAUGGUCUGAAAGCGUUAAUGCAAUUUGCAGUUGCACAGAGGACUACCUGUCCUCAGGUCCUGAUACAGAAACAUCUGGUUCGACUCCUAUCAGUUGUUCUUCCUAACCUACAAUCAGAAAAUACACCAUGCCUUCUAUCCGUUGAUCUAUUUCAUGUUCUGGUGGGCGCUGUCUUAGCGUUCCCGUCCUUGUACUGGGAUGACACGGUGGAUCUGCAGCCUUCACCGCUCAGCUCUUCAUACAGCCACCUUUAUCUCUUCCAUCUGGUCACCAUGGCCCAUAUGCUUCAGAUACUCCUCACGGUAGAUGCAGAUCAGUCUCCAGGACUCCCACUUAAUGAGGGUGGAGAGGACAGUGAAGAGGCUCGCUGUGCGUCUGCUCUCUUCGUGGAAGUCUCACAGCACACAGACGGCCUCAUUGGGUGUGGUGCUCCUGGCUGGUACCUGUGGCUCUCCCUGAGGAAUGGCAUCACCCCUUACCUCCGCUGUGCUGCACUGCUUUUCCACUAUUUACUCGGAGUAACUCCGCCUGAAGAACUGUUUGCCAACUCUGCUGAAGGAGAAUUCAGUGCACUCUGUAGCUAUCUCUCUUUACCCACAAAUUUGUUCCUGCUUUUCCAGGAAUAUUGGGAUACCAUAAGGCCCUUACUUCAGAGGUGGUGUGGAGAUCCUGCCUUACUCAACUCUUUGAAGCAGAAAAGUGCUCUGGUCAGGUACCCUAGAAAAAGAAAUAGUUUGAUAGAGCUUCCUGAUGACUACAGCUGUCUUCUAAAUCAAGCUUCUCACUUUAGGUGUCCACGGUCUUCAGAUGAUGAGCGAAAGCACCCUGUCCUCUGUCUUUUCUGUGGGGCCAUCCUGUGUUCUCAGAACAUCUGUUGCCAAGAAAUCGUGAAUGGGGAGGAGGUUGGAGCGUGCGUUUUUCAUGCACUUCAGUGUGGUGCUGGAGUCUGCAUUUUCCUAAAAAUCAGAGAAUGCAGAGUGGUCCUGGUAGAAGGAAAAGCCAGAGGCUGUGCCUACCCAGCCCCUUACUUGGAUGAAUAUGGAGAAACAGACCCAGGGCUAAAGAGGGGAAACCCACUUCAUUUAUCUCGGGAGCGGUAUCGGAAGCUGCAUUUGGUCUGGCAACAGCACUGCAUUAUAGAAGAGAUUGCUCGGAGCCAGGAGACUAAUCAGAUGCUGUUUGGAUUCAACUGGCAGUUACUCUGAGCUCCAGCUCUGCCUCAGGACAAUCAUGAGUGACAUCAACAAUAAAGACUGAUCUAAAAUUCUAGACAACUUUCUAAGGAUGGGGAAGUAUUGGAGGGUCUUUUGACCCAUGUCCAGAUUCACAUACAUUAAUAAAAUAUUCCUUAAUGGAAUAUUGCUUUCAAUUAUCAAACAUAAGCUUCAAGGAAAAAACAAGACAUAAUGGUUUAUGUUCUAGAACACUAAAGAAAUGCUUGUUCACCCAAGUGUCUAUUUCUGCUAAUAUUUCCAGAAAACUCGUUUCCUUUCAUAACUGUCCUAUCUCAUUUCAAAUCAUCCACCUGGUUGAUGAGGUCACUACAAGCAUUUGUGGACAUUUCUUUGUCUGGUUAACGUCUCUGCACUUGUGUAUUUGGUGUUUUCCGAGUGUGAUUUAGCAUUAGAUCUGGCACGAUGCUGAUCACCUGUGAUGUCUAAAGAGGAAUUGCACAGCUAUGCAGUAUCUCUCAACUGAAAAGACUUCAAAACAUGUAAACAGCCUUCUUCUUUAAGGAAAUAUCCUUGUUGUACCACCUAUGGCUUCAGCCAGAAACUGAUCUAAAUCUCUACAUAGACAGUGUUAGUUGUGCUAGUCUGGAAAGCAUCCUUCCCAUGUAGACCUCAAGAAGAAUUAGGAGAAUGUACUCAUUAUGCAUUCCUUAUACAAAAAGCCUGUCUGUUAUCCUCACCUGAUUCCUGGUAGCUCCGUGGAGUCACAAGUUAACCAUCCGUUCCAUUUUUUAAGGCAGGUUUCUGCAGUCCGAUCUCUUUCUCUUGUGGCCCCAUCCUAUUGACUCUCAGAAAACUUACUGUUCUGAAACAAACUCUUUGUAGAAUGAGAAUCAGAAAAUUGCCCCAGUGAAUGGUCAUACAAGAUGAAAUUAGAACACUCGUAUUUAAGCCUGCAUCCUUCUAUGGCUUGUAAGAAAGAGAUCCUUGAUAUGUCUAUGUGAAACCUUUCAUAAACUACAGUUUGUGAUUUAAUAUGAACAGUCAAAAAAAAAGGGCAAUGUAAUCAGGUCUGUGUCCUGUUAUAACCUGCUAUGGUUGAGCCAUCUUGCUUAUAAAUAAUACAGCUCUCUUGAGUCUGUGCAUAGACUUCUUGAUUCCUGGCUUUAACGUUUUAUACCAAGAACUUGUGAGUAGAUCAGUUGAUACUUAUUUUAGCUUCUGUGGUAUUGGGUAAUAUUGCUUUUGAAAGAUGUGUUUGGAGAUUGUAUCUUCUUUCGCCCUUGGCUACUGCUGCCAUGUGUAUGUCUAAGUGUUUUCCUGCCUUCUGUUUAGUGAAGGCAAGGAAGUAAAAAUGCAUUUGCUAAGUGAUCAGUGGUGCACAUUUGGAGCUAAAUUUGUUGCCAUUUUUAUGGAAUGAGAAGUGGAUUUUGCAGUAAGGGAUCGGUGUGAGCGGGCAGCAGACUCACAAUCAUGAUUUCCUACUUGGAUAAAUACUAUUCAGAAGAAAGCAGAACUAGAUGAACCAUAAUGAACAGUUCACAGCAAUUAUAAUAACAAUCAGUAAAUUCAGUAUUUGGCUUGUGCCAUUUGCCAAUAUGAUUAAGUGAUUUGAACAUUGCCCUUUGUUUUUUCUAUAAUUUUUUGAGAGAUUGUUUAGCUCUGAAAUCUGGGCUAGAAUAGGCAACAGAAGAUGCUCAUUUCUGCCUUAGUCAUCUGGCCCCAUUUGCCAAGGAUAAAGACUUCUUAUUUUUAGCCUUCUUAGAUUUAAUUUGUAAACCCUGGAGCUAAGCUUUCCAGCUGCCAGGAGGACUAGCUAGCACCAGCCAAAGAACCUAAUCCAUUGCUGAGUUCUGCUUCUUGAGAUGGAAGUCUCUGCACUGGAGGGUGGACGUAGGCCACAGUGCUGCCCCAGCCCAAGGGACUUUUAACAGUAUUCAUCAUGACAAACGAUUUAAGUCUGCUAAGAAGUUUACCUAAGCAACCAAGUCACUUUAUUUAGUGUAGAAUGUGAAAGAAUUGGUUUAGUAGGAUGGCUCCGAGGGCCUAGCAAGGAUUUUAAUGAUAUUAAAGAUAAACAUAUAUCUGUAUAAUUAAUUUAUUAUGUUAGUGUAUGGGCUGUGAGUUCACCUUUUAGUGGUCAUUUGUCAUUUCAUAACAACUAUGCAUUUUGGUUCACUGUGAUGAUGAUGAUCUAUAUUUAGUGACUGCAACAUGUUUAUACCACUGAUUCAAAUUCCAUUCAUGAUGAAGUUAUACAAAUGAUGCAUAUAUUGAUAUCUUUUAUUGCAAAAAUGUAAAUUAAAAACUUGUAUAA
Molecule: messenger RNA, 9853 nt
Organism: Rattus norvegicus (Norway rat)
Lineage: Eukaryota; Metazoa; Chordata; Mammalia; Rodentia; Muridae
Source: RefSeq, a predicted model, not a curated record